Molecule: messenger RNA, 1786 nt
Organism: Dendronephthya gigantea
Lineage: Eukaryota; Metazoa; Cnidaria; Anthozoa; Malacalcyonacea; Nephtheidae
Product: major facilitator superfamily domain-containing protein 6-like
Exons: 3
Coding region: 655-1698 (347 amino acids)
Cellular component (GO): membrane
Source: RefSeq, a predicted model, not a curated record
CGCUUUUGGAACCAUUUUCGAACUUUUUUCUCGAGGCGUUCGAACGGGCAAUUUCGAACGAUGAACGAUCUCGAUAAUCGUGUCAACGAACGCAGAACGCUUGAAGUGUUUGAACGGCAAACGAACGGAUAAUGAACGAUAUGAAGGUCACACAUCAACAACAAAGUAAAUUGCUUCGCACGAGUGGCAAAUCACAACUGUAUGACUAUGAGUGUUACUGGUCUGCUUGCUUCUACUACCUAUAAUUAAGCUUGAAAGUGGUUCACCCAAUUGCAAGAAUUGGCAGUAGAAAAUGUUUUCACUCACUACCGGCGGUGUUGCUGUUAGUUUUGCUUUUUUUAUGUAUCGUUCAUGUGUAGCAACGAUCGGUGAAUACAUGCCUUUAUUCAUGGCACAAUUAGGAUACAGCUCAACAUAUGUCGGUAUGGUCCCUUUGCUUGGAUUCGUCACUCAAGUGAUAGGAAUACCGAUCGCAGGAUAUUUGUCUGACAAAUUUCGCAUAAGGAAGCAGAUGUUGCUUCUGGGUGUCCUUUUGUCCAUCCCUACCACUUUGCUUUUCUGGCACCGAAAGCGCCUGAUUUAACCUGCGAAAAAUCAUCAUCAAGAGAAAUCACAGAGUCAUUCGGAAACUCCAGUAUUGUUCAUAGUUCUAUAAUGAACGCAUCAUCUGCUGAAAAAAAUUUCGAAAAUCCUUUGGGGAAUAGCGAGACGAAAAACGACGGCGAUAUGGUAAAAUUCUUUUUGAUUAUACUUUUCUUGCGGGGUUUUUUCGAACUGGUUAAACGACUUUCUAUAACAUUAAUUACUGUAUCCGCUGUGACACAUAUUAAACACGAUAAAUCAAAAUUUGGAUUAUAUGCAUUUUGGGGUGAAUUCGGCGCUGGAAUUUCGCUCUUCAUCGUUGGGGCGUUGGCAGACCACAUAACCCAUUUGGUUUGCGGCCAAGAAGUCCCAGGUUAUUACGUUGCCUUUUUCUACGCGGCUGCGGCACAGUGUAUGACUUUAAUUUCUUUGCCUUGGUUGGAAUACGAGUAUCUCAAGAAACGGGUGGUCGAUUAUGAUGAAAUCAAGUCAGUCUUGUUGAAUCCUCAUUAUAUUCUUGUCCUGUUCAUUUGCGCGCAUGCAGGUAUCUGUACUGCGUUUCAAUUGCAUUGGGAAUUUUGGUACAUGCGACACUUGGGCGGCACGCCGGUUGUAAUGGUCGUUGGUGGUUUACUCAGACGGGUUCUAGUCGGUGUUUGGUACAUCAUAUCCCGUGUUAUCAUUGGAAAACUUGGCGAAUUGUAUGUUACAGCAAUUUCACUGUUUCUAUUUGCCGCCUCGUUUGCUGGUCUAGCGUUUACUGAAAAUGCCUGGCUGGUAAUACUCCUCGAUAAUUUUCAGUCUCUUUCGUUUGUCCUGACGCAUGCGUCUUUGGUGAUUCACUUCUCCAAAGCAGGAUCAAAGGCAUCAUCUGCUUUUUUUCAAGGUGUGGUGAACCUAACUUUUUAUGGAAUCGGGAAAGAACUUGGCUCCGCGGUUAUUGGAUUCUGCUUUGAUGAAUUUGGUACAAGAAUAACUUUCUGUGGUUUCUCUGUUGUCACUGUGGCUUGGAUGGCGGUGUUUACUAUUUAUAUCUUCUGUGCUAAAGAUGUUGAUAGUUACCAGGAGGUCCCACGGGAGGAAGAAUUUAGUGAUGAUGAUCGAGAAAUAAAGUGAAGGCGAUGAGGAGCAUCUGACUGAUAAUAUGCCACUGGCGGAUCUAGGGGAAAUCAGAAUAAGUUACACAGCUAAAUUUUAAAUUCAA